Molecule: messenger RNA, 1634 nt
Organism: Diceros bicornis minor
Lineage: Eukaryota; Metazoa; Chordata; Mammalia; Perissodactyla; Rhinocerotidae
Product: zinc finger protein 772-like
Exons: 3
Coding region: 221-1363 (380 amino acids)
Biological process (GO): regulation of transcription by RNA polymerase II
Molecular function (GO): RNA polymerase II cis-regulatory region sequence-specific DNA binding; DNA-binding transcription factor activity
Source: RefSeq, a predicted model, not a curated record
UUGGCGGUUUUUGAUGCCGUCCACCCGAACGGAGGCCCUCGGUCGCUAGGUGCGGCCGAGGUAACUGGAUCUGGAAGGAGCAAGAGGGGGCGUCGUCCCCACUGCACAGGAGCUGAGGUUCGGUGUGAGCGCGGCGGGGUGACCUCCUCCUGUGGACGCUGGCCGGGGUCUCCGCCAUUAUCACACGCGUCUCCCGGCAGAGUCGCGCCUGGAGGGUCCUAUGGCGACGAACGCGCUCCAGGACCCGGCCCAGGGCCCUGUGACCUUUGAGGAUGUGGCUGUGCAAUUCUCCCAGGAGGAGUGGGGGCUCCUUGAUGAUGCUCAGAGAUGCCUGUAUCGAGAGGUGAUGCUGGAGAACUGGUCACUUAUAUCCUCCCUGGGUUGUUGGCAUGCAGUAAAAGAUGAGGAGCUGCUUUCUGAGCAGUGUGCUUCUGUGGAAAGAAUGUCACAAACCAGGACUCCAAAGGCAGUCCCUUCUGUCUCAAAGACUCAUUCCUGCGAUAUGUGUGUCCUGGUGGAGAAAGACGUUUUGUACCUUGAUGAGCACCAAGGAGUGCAGCCUGGGCUGAAAGCAUUCACUUCUGGGGCUUGUAGGAAAUUGUUCUCGUUCAGUUCAUACCUACACCAGGAGCAGAAGCAGCACAAUGGUGAGAAAUGGGUCACAGGGGAAGAGAACAGGGCCCUGUGUGUGGAGAGUUGCAAAAUCCUUGUGUCAGACAAUAUUUUCACAUGUGGAGAGGUCGAGAAGGAUUUCUCGGGUAACCCGGGCUUUCCCCAGCGGAAGGCCACCCACAGUGGAAGGCAACCACCUAGAAGCAGGGAGAGCAAGGAGGCCUCUCACACUCGGCGAAGGCAUUACAAAUGCAGUGAAUGUGGGCAAGACUUCAAAAAAGUGGAUAAAUUCGUGGAGCACCAGAGAGUUCACACUGGUGAGAGGCCUUAUGAGUGCAGUGAAUGUGAGAAAGCCUUCACCCGUAAACACAAUCUUAUUCAGCACCAGAGACUCCACAGUGGAGAAAAGCCUUAUGAGUGCAGUGAAUGUGGGAAAGCCUUCAGCCGCAAACACCAUCUUGUUGGGCACCAGAGAAUCCACACUGGGGAAAGGCCUUAUGAGUGCAGUCAAUGUGGGAAGGCCUUCAUCCAGAAAAGAAAACUUCUUGAACACCAGAGAAUCCACACUGGAGAGAAGCCUUAUGAGUGCAGUGAGUGUGGGAAGUCCUUCAUCCAGAAAGGAAACCUUCUUGAGCACCAGAGAAUCCACACUGGAGAAAGGCCUUAUGAGUGCAUUGAAUGUGGGAAAGGCUUCGCCCGCAAACAACAUUUUGUUGGACAUCACAGUACACACUGGAGAAAAGCCUUGUGAGUGUCGCAAAUGUGGAAGGUUGUUUUCACACCUCUCCACCUUCUUUAAACACCAGAAAGUUCACGUUGGAGAGAGGCCUUAUGAGUGCAGUUAAUGUGGGAAAGUCUUCACCUGCAAACACAGUCUUAUUCAGCACCGGAGAAUCCACACUGGGGAAAAGCCUUAUGAGCGUAACGAAUAUGGGAGAUUGUUUACAGGCAGAUCUGACCUCAUUAAGCACCAGAAUGUUCACACUGGAGAAAGGCCUUAUGAGUGCAGUGAAUGUGGGAAA